AGAGCAAUCGUACCAAAAAAACGAAGAUUAUUAAUUGGAAAUUCUGAUACGAAUUAUGAAAAUCAGGAAAUGGUGGGGACGGGAAAUUGGGCAUUAGGCAAUGAUAGUGGGCAAGGUGCUUCAUCCAAUUCACCAAAUACCGAAAAUGAUAUAGCUCAUUUAAUUCUGGAUAUCAACAAUCCAGCCUCAUUGUCAGUAUUGGCAUCACUUGCAGUAAAUAAUCCGUCAACACUAAACAAUUUGUCGCAAUUCGAUAUUUACAACGCUUUACCAGCAGCAUCGUCAUUACCAUCAAAUGAAAUAAACAAUCCAGCUGAUUUUUUGGAUGCAGCAGAUCUUUCCUCAUUACUUCAGCCUGAUCAAAUCACACCGUCAAAUGAUCCAUCAUCCACUGCUCCUGAUAAUAAUUCUUCUCUCAUAAAUAAUACAGAAUCAUCUAUUCCCACUAAUACAUUAACUGAUACUACGCCAACCACUACGGCAUCCCAUUAUAAAUUACCAACGGCGGCGCCUUCUAUUCAACAACAAGCAGUAACUGUCUCUCCUACAUCAUCAAAUUUACAGAAUUUACACACAAAUCACAAAGAAAGUCUUCAUGAACUUGAAACUCGAAUAAAUGCAGUGGAAUCAAAUGUUGAUUAUCUUACAUCACUUACAUCACAGUUAGGAUAUGAUCCUGAGAACCAUGAUGAAAUUGAUUUUGAUGAUGAAGUAGAGAAUGAUUUUUUGUCAUAUUAUGAUACGAACUUUAAUCCUACGGAACAAGAUCGACAAAUGUUAUUUAAUCUUAUGAAAGGAAGAAACAAUGAAUCCGACACUGCUACCACUCGGGCGACCGAUUCAAGCAAUACAUUAACUGCUACACCUGGGAAUCCUGUAAAUCGUACUCCUACUUCAACAAGUGGAAGAUCAAAAGUUGAUAAGACCGCGGUAGCAAGUACAUCUAUUGAAGAUAAUGAAUUAAGUAUUGACGAUUUGUUGGCAGACUUGGACGAUGAAGAAAAUCAAUUCAUCAGCUACCAUGAUCGAAAGUAG
This is a messenger RNA of Dentiscutata heterogama, 1035 nucleotides long. The record is from the annotation of a GenBank genome assembly. NCBI's taxonomy places the organism in Eukaryota, Fungi, Glomeromycota, Glomeromycetes, Diversisporales, Gigasporaceae.